AUGGGGAGAAAAAAGAUUCAGAUCACGAGGAUUAUGGAUGAACGUAACAGACAGGUGACAUUUACGAAGAGGAAAUUCGGGCUGAUGAAGAAGGCAUAUGAGCUGAGCGUGCUGUGUGACUGCGAGAUCGCGCUGAUCAUCUUCAACAGCACCAACAAGCUGUUCCAGUACGCCAGCACCGACAUGGACAAGGUGCUGCUCAAGUACACGGAGUACAACGAGCCGCACGAGAGCCGGACAAACUCGGACAUCGUGGAGGCCUUGAACAAGAAGGAAAACAAAGGCUGUGAAAGCCCCGAUCCCGACUCCUCUUAUGCACUCACCCCACGCACUGAAGAAAAAUACAAAAAAAUUAAUGAAGAAUUUGAUAAUAUGAUCAAGAGCCAUAAAAUUCCUGCUGUUCCACCUCCCAACUUUGAGAUGCCAGUCUCCAUCCCGGUGUCCAGCCACAAUAGUUUGGUGUACAGCAACCCUGUCAGCUCACUGGGAAACCCCAACCUUUUGCCACUGGCCCACCCUUCUCUGCAGAGGAAUAGUAUGUCUCCUGGCGUAACACAUCGACCUCCGAGUGCAGGUAACGCAGGUGGUCUGAUGGGUGGAGACCUCACCUCAGGUGCAGGCACCAGUGCAGGGAAUGGGUAUGGCAACCCCCGAAACUCACCAGGUCUGCUGGUCUCACCUGGGAACUUGAACAAGAAUAUGCAAGCCAAGUCUCCUCCCCCCAUGAAUUUAGGGAUGAAUAACCGUAAACCAGAUCUCCGAGUUCUUAUUCCACCAGGCAGCAAGAAUACGAUGCCAUCCGUGAAUCAAAGGAUAAAUAACUCCCAGUCUGCUCAGUCAUUGGCUACCCCAGUGGUUUCCGUAGCAACUCCUACUUUACCAGGACAAGGGAUGGGAGGAUAUCCAUCAGCCAUUUCAACAACAUAUGGUACCGAGUACUCUCUGAGCAGCGCAGACCUGUCCUCUCUGUCUGGCUUUAACACCGCCAGCGCACUUCAUCUGGGCUCAGUCACUGGCUGGCAACAGCAACACCUACAUAACAUGCCGCCGGCAGCCCUCAGUCAGCUGGGAGCUUGCACUAGCACUCAUUUAUCUCAGAGUUCAAAUCUCUCCCUGCCUUCUACUCAAAGCCUCAACAUCAAGUCAGAACCUGUUUCUCCUCCUAGAGACCGUACCACCACCCCUUCGAGAUACCCACCACACACGCGCCACGAGGCGGGGAGGUCUCCUGUUGACAGCUUGAGCAGCUGUAGCAGUUCCUACGACGGGAGCGACCGAGAGGAUCACCGGAACGAAUUCCACUCCCCCAUUGGACUCACCAGACCUUCGCCGGACGAAAGGGAAAGCCCCUCCGUCAAGCGCAUGCGACUCUCUGAAGGAUGGGCAACAUGA
Molecule: messenger RNA, 1392 nt
Organism: Pipistrellus nathusii (Nathusius's pipistrelle)
Lineage: Eukaryota; Metazoa; Chordata; Mammalia; Chiroptera; Vespertilionidae
Source: the annotation of a GenBank genome assembly